This is a messenger RNA of Mandrillus leucophaeus (drill), 1508 nucleotides long. Its product is annotated as NADH-cytochrome b5 reductase 2. The transcript is spliced from 10 exons. Gene Ontology annotation, cellular component: mitochondrion. Gene Ontology annotation, molecular function: FAD binding; oxidoreductase activity. Bases 251 to 1234 code for a protein of 327 amino acids. Lineage: Eukaryota; Metazoa; Chordata; Mammalia; Primates; Cercopithecidae. The record is from RefSeq and is a predicted model, not a curated record.
CCAUGUGAAGAAGGAUGUGUUUGCUUCCCCUUUUGCCAUGAUUGUAAGUUUCCUGAGGCUGCCCCAGCCAGGCUGAACUGUCCUGAGGCAAGAAUUUGCCUUUGCCUGUAAUCAAGGGUGAGCGGGCAGCGAAGGCUCCAAAAUGCACCGUGAAGACCCUCUAACUGUGCCUACUGUUCUGCUCCCCUCCAAUCGGCGCGGGGCCCUCGUCCUCCCUCUCCAACCAGCGAAUGAAUGAACGCAUGAAUACAUGAGUCUUCAACUCGGCGACGCCCCUGCUUCGGCCCCACCUGGCAAACACCCACCCCGGACCAGGCCCAGAGUAGGUGCCCAAGAGGACCCGUCCCUGCUCCUGACCAUCACCGUCAUUGGGGUCACUGUGCUCGUGUUGGUCCUGAAGAGCAUGAACUCCAGGAAGAGAGAGCCUAUCACCUUACAAGACCCUGAAGCCAAGUACCCGCUGCCCUUGAUUGAGAAAGAGAAAAUCAGCCACAACACCCGGAGGUUCCGCUUUGAACUGCCUUCGCCUGACCAUGUCUUAGGACUUCCUGUAGGUAACUAUGUCCAGCUCUUGGCGAAAAUUGAUAAUGAAUUGGUGGUCAGGGCUUACACGCCUGUCUCCAGUGAUGAUGACAGAGGCUUUGUGGACUUAAUUAUAAAGAUCUACUUCAAAAAUGUACACCCCCAAUAUCCUGAAGGGGGGAAGAUGACUCAGUAUUUGGAGAACAUGAAAAUCGGGGACACCAUCUUUUUUCGAGGGCCAAAGGGACGCUUGUUUUACCAUGGGCCAGGGAAUCUUGGAAUCAGACCAGACCAGACGAGUGAGCCUAAAAAAAAACUGGCCCAUCACCUGGGAAUGAUUGCUGGGGGCACAGGCAUCACACCCAUGUUGCAGCUCAUUCGCCACAUCACCAAGGACCCCAGUGACAGCACCAGGAUGUCCCUCAUCUUUGCCAACCAGACAGAGGAGGAUAUAUUGGUCAGAAAAGAGCUUGAAGAAAUUGCCAGGACUCACCCAGACCAGUUCGACCUGUGGUACACCCUGGACAGGCCUCCUAUUGGCUGGAAGUACAGCUCAGGCUUUGUUACUGCCGACAUGAUCAAGGAGCACCUUCCUCCUCCAGGGAAGUCCACGCUCAUCCUGGUGUGUGGCCCACCACCCCUGAUCCAGACGGCAGCUCACCCUAACCUGGAGAAGCUGGGUUAUACCCAGGACAUGAUUUUCACCUACUAACACCUCCAUGUGCUCAGGAAAUUUGCAUGUCCCUUUUCAUCUGUUUCAGAGUAAGUUCAGUUUCACCACGUUAAACUGGGAUGUUUUCAAAAGUGCCUUGCCAGGUACCCUCACGCAGACACUGGUUCUCCUCUCUUUUGGGUGUGGGCCUAACAAGAAGGGCUUAAGGGGCUGGAGACUGGCUGCUGGGGCCUCCUUGCUUGGAGGCUGGGAAGAGCUCCAUUUCAGUAUUUGUCUCCAUGGUUUUGUGAAAUAAACUCAAGUACAAAACAGA